AUGGACACCAUUUUUGAUAAAUUAAAAUGGAUGAAUCCUAAUCCUAUCUUGGUUAAUAUAAAUUUUCUCAAUUGCCCACAUUCGGAAGAGCCGAAAGCGACAAAAUUAGAUACGUCAAUGACGCUCGAGAAAAUCCGUGAGGUGCUCUCACAAUGUGAAAAUGGUGAAUCCAUCAUGAAGUUCGAUAUGUACUUUUGUAACAGUGGAGGCUCGAAUGUGAUACGAAGGAGCGAAGAAACAACUAUUUGUCUCUCCGAGAUACUCGGUAACAACGACAAUCUCUGGAUUAAGCGAAGCGAGAAACUUGAAGAAGUAAUGCCUCGUUUAAUUAAAGAGAAAAAGUUAGAUUGUGGCAUUCGAUGGACUGAAAAUGCGCCAGAACAGUCUGAUAACAUAGCAUUCAAGUUUAACAGAUAUGAGUUCGGAACACACUACCCUGAAUAUAGAUGUAGCUUUGAAAAAAGUGACAAGAGACUCUGUAAAAAUGGCAUUGAAUGGGAGCUUGAUUUGAAUAUGUCAUGGUUACCAUUUGCCGGUUCGAUAAGCGCAUACUUUGCGCAAAAAGGAUCAAACGGAGUUGAACAUAAAUCAUCCCGGAUACUCGAAAGAUAUAGUCGAAAGAGAUUAUUGAUGAAAAGAAAACAAAUAGAACCUUCUGAUGAAUUCAGGAAUGAAGUAGAGCAAGCUUUGAAUUUGGGGAGUCAAAAGGAGAUGCGUGACGCACUGAAUAAAGUUUGCGAGAAAUAUGGGCAUUUUUGGGCUCCAACAAUACAACUGGGAGGAUUGAUUAUCAAAAACGAGGAAGAGCAUAAAGAAACCAAUGUUAAAUCGACUGGUGGAACUAUAGGCAUUGAUACCACGUCAGGAACAGCACCAAUGGAAAUAAAUGGUGGAAUAAAUCGGAAUAAUGAAACGCUGAACCAAAACUUAUCAAGCAAUUCAGACAAGAAUAUUACAGUUGUUGGUGGUAAUGAGCCAACUUACAAGCGUGAAGAGGAUACAGAACAAUGGCUUGAAACACUUGAAGAUUGCUUUACCUGGAAGAUAGUAGAUUAUGAAGAUGUAGUUCCAAUAUUUGAAAUUUUUGAAGGAACUACACGAAAUUCUAUUAUUGAAGCAUUUGGUCCAAGAAUAUGUUACUAUGGGAUUAAUGUAUUGAAGCUUUCAAAAAAGACUUUAUAUCGUCCACUAAUAAUCGAUACUGAUAUAUGGAAAGGAAUUAACCAGCAUCAAAUUUUUGCAGACGUCAUGUGUGAUGACAAGGGAGAUGCAAUAUUUGCAGUAAAUAUUGAAGAAAUGGCAUUUGGGCCACCAUAUAUAUAUAUUUCCAAAGUUCGGGAAGCUAAUUUCAACAAUAUAUUUGGGAAGAGCUAUACAUUGAAAAUAGCCUACAUUAUCACAGGCUAUCCACAAUCAUUCAUCUCCCAAACAAUUGAUGAAUUACCUGUUGAAGUUGAUGUUGUUGAAGGAGAAAAGAGAGAUGAUAAGUUUGUUGCUUCAUUGCCAAGGAUUUUAAAUAUUCAAGGUAAUCAAAGCAUUGUCUUAAUUACUUGUUAUGUAACACGGCAGACUAUGCGAUCAACUGGUGCUGGCAAUUAUAUGAUAUUUGCAAUGCACCUUCACAAGGAUGAUACCACUAUUACUGAGGUAUGCAUUUCUGGUCAAUUAGAGUCACCCAACGGCAACAUGGCAGGUCGUUCCAAAGAGGCAAAAAUGAAUAUUGAUUUAGUUGACGCGAAAGUAGGCGAAGUGGUCACUCGCUUCCCACCAGAAGCCAGUGGUUAUUUGCAUAUAGGUCAUGCUAAGGCGGCAAUGUUGAAUCAGCAUAUAGCCAAAGAAUACAAGGGAAAAUUGAUUGUUAGAUUUGAUGACACUAACCCCAGUAAAGAAAAGCAAGAAUUCGAGGAUUCUAUAAAGGAGGACUUGGCUCUAUUGGAAAUAUAUCCAGAUCAAUGGACAUAUACAUCUGACCACUUUCAGGAACUAUAUGAAUACGCAGUGAAGUUAAUCGAGAAAGGAUUGGCCUAUGUCGAUGAAACUGACGUAGAGACGAUGAGAUACCAAAGGAUGCGUGGAAUACCGUCAGCAAAUCGUGACCGUUCAAUUGAAGAAAACUUGAGACUCUUUAAAGAAAUGACUGACGCGACGGAGUUUGGUCAAACAUGCUGUCUUCGAGCCAAGAUUGACAUGAAGAAUCCUAAUAAAGCAUUGCGUGACCCUGUUUUAUACAGAUGCAAUCUGUUACAUCACAAUCGAACGGGUGACAAGUGGAAAGUAUAUCCUACUUACGAUUUUGCUUGUCCAAUCGUUGAUUCGGUUGAAGGAGUAACACAUGCAAUGAGAACAAAUGAAUAUCGUGAUCGUAAUCCUCAGUAUGAAUGGAUACUCAAUUCAUUAGAACUACGAAAAGUUCAUAUUCGUGAUUUCAGUCGUAUGAACUUUGUAUAUACUCUUUUAUCAAAGCGUAAAUUACAAUGGUUUGUGGACGAAGGUCUUGUAACAGGCUGGGACGAUCCUCGAUUCCCAACUGUUCGUGGCAUUCGUCGUAGGGGAUUGACGGUCGAAGCACUGAGGCAGUACGUUUUCACGCAAGGAGCGACGCAGAACGACGUUACGUUAGAGUGGGAUAAACUUUGGGCUCUUAACAAAAAGGUCAUUGAUCCUAUUGCACCAAGACACACCUCUAUCUUGACUGAAACCAUUGUCCGGGCCAAGAUUACAGGUGGUCCCGCCGAAUCUUAUAUAAAAGAUAUGCCUAAACAUAAAAAGAACCCCGACGUUGGUACAAAGAAGACCGCCUAUAGCUCGGAGAUAUUCAUUGAGCAAGGAGAUGCAAAGACGUUUGGACUUGAAGAAGAGAUUACCUUAAUGGACUGGGGCAAUGCCAUAGUAAAGUCAAUCACUAAAUCAGAAGACAAUCCUGAAAUAGUAUCGACUAUUGAAUUGCAACUGCAUCUGGAGGGUGAUUUUAGGAAGACCAAGAAGAAAAUCACAUGGUUAGCUGACACCGAACAUGUAGCGAAGGUUAAACUGGUUGAUUAUGAUUAUUUAAUCAAUAAGAAAAAACUAGCUGAAAAUGAUGAUGUCAAGGAUUUUUUAACGGCGAAGACCGAAUUUCUUGACGAAGCGAUUACUGACGGCAAUGUAAGAGAUUUGAAGAAAGGUGAUAUAAUUCAAUUUGAGAGACGUGGAUAUUACAUAUUUGACUCGGAUGCAUCGUCGGACGAUAUACGUUUUAUUCGUAUCCCCGACGGCAAAGCAUCUAAUGUGGCGUCUAAAGCAAAAUAA
Messenger RNA from Paraglomus brasilianum, 3288 nucleotides. The record is from the annotation of a GenBank genome assembly. NCBI's taxonomy places the organism in Eukaryota, Fungi, Glomeromycota, Glomeromycetes, Paraglomerales, Paraglomeraceae.